UUUCCAGCCCAGACAUAAAAAAUGCCCUCUGCGUGUACACAGCCGGUUGGCUGCCAUGAAGUCAGAUGCAUUCCGCUGUCGUACAACCAUGCUGACUCGCAGGCUUCGGCUUUGAGGCUCGUCUUGACUGUCAACCCGCACUGGAAGGAUGCUCAAGGUAGAAUUGAGUUCGUUCGCUUCACCGAUGGAAUUACCAAUACGCUGUUGAAAAUCACUCUUCGGGCUCCUGGCUUGUCUGAAGAAGAGAUUGAUAAAGAGGCAGUGUUGAUGAGGGCGUAUGGAAAUAAUUCUGAAAUCAUCAUAGACAGAGAACGGGAGACAAAAUCCCAUGCCCUUCUGGCCUCUCGAGGACUUGCUCCACCUCUUCUAGCCCGCUUCUCGAAUGGGCUCUUAUACCGCUUUAUUCGCGGACAAGUAGCAUCUCCUGAUGAUCUCACCAAUCCUGCCAUCUGGCGCGGAGUUGCUCGUAGGCUUGGCCAAUGGCAUGCUGCUCUGCCCAUCAGUGAUGUGCCCUCUGAUGCACUAAACCUGGGUUCCGGAGACGGUGAUACUCUUUCCCUGGCCUCAAGCGACUCUGAGUCCAAACCGGUUCAGGAAUCGACCUCCGCUGCAGAUGACAUCAUACCCAUCAGCACCCGUCUCGAAGGACCGAACCUGUGGGCGACACUGCAGAAGUGGAUUCUAGCCUUGCCAAAGAGCACGGAACAGGAACGUACUCGACGAAAGAACCUCCAGAAGGAAUACGAGAGGAUUGUCGCCGAGUUUGAUGAUGGAUCCGGCCUAGGCGAAGAAGGGAUGGUCUUUGCACAUUGUGAUCUUCUAAGCGCAAAUGUCAUCAUCCAGCCUCGACCAAAGGAGUCGACUCUGCCAGAAGGCUCUGCUGAGACAGUUGAUUUUAUUGACUACGAGUACGCUACCCCUUCGCCAGCAGCAUUUGACCUAGCAAACCAUUUCGCUGAGUGGGCCGGUUACGACUGCGAUUACUCGAGGCUACCAACCCGAUCCGUUCGUCGAAAAUUCAUCGAGGAAUACGUCGAUAGUUUCAGUCAACAUAGUGUGCUCCCGGAGUCCAAGAAGGCGGCGGUUGACAACCUCUUUGCCGAUGUUGAUCGUUAUCGUGGACUCCCCGGAUUUUACUGGGGCGUAUGGGCCUUGAUCCAAGCAACCAUCUCCAGAAUUGAUUUUGACUACGCUUCCUACGCGGAGGAGCGUCUUGGAGAGUACUGGGCUUGGAGAAAUGAGCAAGACAGCUCUCGCUCCAAGGCCGGUGAGAAGAAGCCUCUUCGUGAACAACGCUGGGCCCAAGAGGCGUAAA
Messenger RNA from Microsporum canis CBS 113480, 1315 nucleotides. RefSeq names its product ethanolamine kinase 1. The transcript has 5 exons. Gene Ontology annotation, molecular function: ethanolamine kinase activity; choline kinase activity. Gene Ontology annotation, biological process: phosphatidylethanolamine biosynthetic process; phosphatidylcholine biosynthetic process. Gene Ontology annotation, cellular component: cytoplasm. The coding region runs from base 22 to 1314 and encodes 430 amino acids. The record is from RefSeq and is a predicted model, not a curated record. Lineage: Eukaryota; Fungi; Ascomycota; Eurotiomycetes; Onygenales; Arthrodermataceae.